AAUAAUAUUCAAUUUUAGAAACCCAACUAAUGAGGACCAACCUUCUCUCUUCGUCUCCUUCCAUACCAUAACCAGCUCAUGUUUCCUUCUCAAUCUCUUAAACCCCCAUAACCCACAACCCAAAGUUUCAUGCUUUUUACGCAAAACUCUGAAGAAAACCAAUGGUGGCUUCAAGGCCGGUCUCGCCUUCGUGGAUGAGCACAGCAGCGAGCAGAGUUGAUGCCAAUUUCAGAGAAAGCAAAGAACAACAAAAACAGAGGCGGCAGCAGCAGAACCAAUCUGUUCCCAUUCCUGAUGCCAAUUUGAGUUUCGGAGAGAGGGCUUUGUCUGCUGCUGGUGCUGCUUUUGUUUCCUCGAUUCUCGUGAACCCUCUCGAUGUUGCCAAGACAAGGUUGCAAGCGCAGGCUGCCGGAGUACCUUACCAGGGCCUAUGUGGUACGCCUUGCAUUGAAACAAACACGAUGCUUCCAGAUUUAAGAUCAUCUGCGCUACGCACACCUUCGCUAAUUGGAUCCAAGACUGUCUGCCCACCAGAAUGUAACCAGUAUAAAGGAACACUGGAUGUGCUGUUGAAAGUCAUACGUCAGGAAGGAUUUUGGAGACUCUGGAGAGGAACCAAUGCAAGCUUAACAUUGGCCAUACCAACUGUGGGGAUCUACAUGCCUUGUUAUGACAUUUUCCGCAAUUUGAUGGAAGAGUUCACAACUCAGAAUGCACCAAAUCUAACACCAUAUGUCCCAUUAGUUGCUGGGUCAUUAGCACGAUCAUUGGCUUGUGUCUCUUGUUACCCUAUUGAACUGGCAAGGACACGCAUGCAGGCCUUCAAGCAAACCCAAGUUGGUGUCAAGCUUCCAGGAGUUUGGGGAACGCUGACUGGGGCCAUCAACCCUGUCAAGAGUACAAACCCCCUUCAUAACUUACAAAACUAUCGCAUCUUGUGGACUGGCCUUGGAGCUCAACUUGCUCGUGAUGUUCCUUUUUCUGCAAUCUGUUGGUCAACUCUUGAGCCAAUAAGGCGCAGAAUUCUUGGUCUGGUAGGUGAUGAACCUAGUGCAGCCACUAUCCUUGGGGCAAAUUUCUCUGCUGGAUUUGUUGCAGGAAGCCUUGCAGCUGCUGCUACAUGUCCGCUAGAUGUGGCAAAAACCCGACGACAGAUAGAGAAGGAUCCUACAAGGGCAUUGAAGAUGACAACAAGACAAACUUUGCUUGAGAUUUGGAGGGAUGGAGGAAUGAAGGGGUUGUUUAUGGGAAUUGGUCCACGUGUUGGUCGAGCUGGCCCUUCAGUUGGGAUUGUUGUCUCCUUUUAUGAAGUUGUCAAGUAUGCUAUUCAUUAUAGACAGCUGACUGAGUGACUAAACGUGACACACACAUUCGUUGAUACUCACCCUUUUGGUUCCUUGUUUCUCUGUACAAAUUUAUCUUGUCAUACAUCUGACAUGCUAGAAAAGGUGAACAAAUCACUAAUCAUGUGAUUUCCUUCCUCUCCGUAGGCCGCAAAAGCAACAGAAUAUAGCAAUUUUUGGAGAAUAAAAGAUAUGAUUGAAAAAGGAAACUAUCAUGUCUGAUAUUGCAAUGCUGUAAUACAAUCGUUUUCCGUUGCAAGAGAAGUUCUUGCUGGAAAUACAUGUCUUUUUUAAUUUUACUUCCCUUUAAGGUUUGAGUUUAAAUCAUGUUUGAAUGUAGAUUUGCACAACAGGGUUGCGUACUCUGUUUCUUACACUUUUGUUGCACAAUUAUUCUCAUGUCAUUCACUAUGGAGCUAUUAGUAAUGAAGUAGUAUAAACAUCUGUGGUAGUUGCAAACCGCUUUGCUCAA
Messenger RNA from Rosa rugosa (rugosa rose), 1815 nucleotides. Its product is annotated as mitochondrial carrier protein MTM1. Gene Ontology annotation, biological process: mitochondrial transmembrane transport. NCBI's taxonomy places the organism in Eukaryota, Viridiplantae, Streptophyta, Magnoliopsida, Rosales, Rosaceae. The record is from RefSeq and is a predicted model, not a curated record. Bases 162 to 1352 code for a protein of 396 amino acids. The transcript is spliced from 10 exons.